Molecule: messenger RNA, 3369 nt
Organism: Trematosphaeria pertusa
Lineage: Eukaryota; Fungi; Ascomycota; Dothideomycetes; Pleosporales; Trematosphaeriaceae
Product: pfs domain-containing protein
Exons: 6
Coding region: 175-3255 (1026 amino acids)
Molecular function (GO): protein binding
Source: RefSeq, a predicted model, not a curated record
CAUCAGUCUCCACUUUCGAUUUCUCGUUUCCACUUAUUGCGAUUAAUCUCCGUGCAUCCCUACCAAAGCUCUUUUGGAAAGCGUCAGAUCGACUGCAAGCGCCCACAAGCUCUCCGCGUCCGCCGUCCGCCGUCUGUGGGGGCUGUCCAAGCUAGCUUGCCUGGCAGCGGCGCAAUGCACUGCUUAACCUGUCUGCUCGGUUGUUUUCGAAGGUCAAAGUCUAACACUGUACGCUUGGAAUCGAGCGCUACCGGUCAAGGGUUGCUGGAGAAAAGUAUUUCAAGUGGAAAUGACAGCGACUUUCUGGCUGACGAGGGGUCAAAUUACCAACAAGAUCUCUGGCAGAUGGUAGUGCAACAGAAGCUUUUACAGAUUCAACGCCAGUCGGCCCUUUUCAAUGUCGAAGACAACACCGAUUCUACGCCCGAGGCCUUUCUGCAAACCCUGACAGCCUUGUACAACUCGAAUGGGUUUGCACCGCGGGUGCCACGACUGAGGGAAAUCUUCUUGGGCAUAGAACCAUUCACUGCCGCCAUCCAUACCAUGACCAAGUCGAAUCCGAUUGCAGCUCUGGUUUGGGGGAGUUUGACGCUGAUUUUCCAAGGCGUCCUCCGUUACGCCAAUCUUUUCGACGAUACAAGCAACAUGCUUCAAGAUCUCUCCAAGGCAUUGCCACGCUUUCGAGCCUACGUUGAGAUCUUCCAUACGCCGCAACUUCACCAGGCCUUGAGGGACGUCUACGAGGGUUUCAUCGAUUUCUGCUUCAGGACCAUCGAGCUUCUCCAGCCUAACAAGUGUUAUGCAAUCAUGCGGGCAAGAUGGAUAACCCUCAGCGGCGAAUUCGAACGAACGAAGACGUGGCUCGAUUCAGCAAGCUCCCAUUUCGAAAAGGAAGCUCGACUAGCAGACACACAGGAACAAUCCCGGAGGCACGCUGAGGUUCUGUCAAAGAUCAACUCGAUGAGUGGCUCAACGGAAUCAAGGCCGGCCUACGUAGACCCCGUCACAAACGUUGUUCUACCCCGAAACGACAGGUUCGAAGGCCGGAUGGCAGUUCUUGCACGUCUCCAUUCUGAACUCGCACCCAGCUUCCAAGAAGCCAUCUCUACUAGAGUUCGCUGUUCGUGCGUGAUACAUGCCAUUGGCGGAAUGGGAAAAACGGAGACAGCAUUGGAGUACACAUAUAGGUAUAGGCAUUGCUAUACCCACCUAUUCUGGCUCCGAGCUCAGACCAAUGCGACACUACUUGAGUCUGUCUUAGAGAUCAGCGCCAAGCUUGGCCUUGACGAGAAGGGAGCAAGUCCAGAAAAGAGGGUGCAGGUCGUUCUUCACUGGUUUCAAACAACAACGAGUCCGUGGCUCCUCGUGUUCGACAAUGCUGACGAUGUAGCCACGAUACGCAAAUAUUGGCCUGCUAGUACUCGAGGUGCUAUCAUCGUCACCUCACAGAAUCCUCAACUGGCUCACAUUACCAAAUCCGAGAUCCAUCUUCAACCAAUGAGUGCAGAGGAAGGCAGUGCUCUCGUCCAGAGCUACUUGAACCGGGGUGGUUCUGAGCAAGAAUAUGCGGAAAUGCUCUCGAAUUCGCUUGGAGGCCUACCCCUUGCUAUUGCCCAUUUUUCAGGAUAUGUUGCCAGAUCUCAGUGCCCGCUCAAUCAAAUCUGCAACAGUUUCAAAAUGCGUAUCAGAUCAAGCCAAGUUUGGGAGCUAGGAGACGUUCUGCCAAACAGCACGUACGAGCUUACCCUGAGUACGGUCUGGCAACUAGCUUUCAGACGGCUGUCAAACGACUCAAGAAAGUUGUUGGAAUUCCUUGCUUUCUUGGACCCUGAUCAGGUUCCUGUGGAGAUGUUUGUUGGGCCUACGUCGGCAAAAAAUACAACAGGCUGGCAGUAUUGGGAAACGGAGAGGUUUGAUGCCGCCAUAGGGGUACUCCUAGAGCGGCACCUCGUUGAACGUUACAAUGUGCCCGUUGGAGAUUUCCUCAAAACGCACCGAGCUCUGCAAAGAGCUAUCCUUCAAGGACUCGACACAAAUCUUCCCCAAAGACAAGCCAUAUUCGACGAAGUCGUUGCUAUUGCGCGUAAGGCCUUCCCGAAGGCAAAUAUACUCACACGAGGGGAUACAAGCCAGUACAAACAAAGCGCAAGAUACAUGUCCCAAGUUACCAGCGUACACACGAACUUUGUUCAUUCGGAGCCUGCGAUCAAGGAGCGGCUACUAUUUGCAAAGCUACUAAGCGAUGUCGGUUAUUAUGGUGUCAACAACGCAACCCAGGCUGAAGCGCUCAGUCUCCUAGAGACCGCGGAAUCCAUAUGUACAGCUCUUUUGGAAGCUCAAUCUAGCGAAGUCCUCCCAGUACUCGGUGAUGUGCUUGGGCCACUCCAGGUGCUCAUACAAUACUUGGGUGCGGAAGGGAGACACAGAGCUCUGGCAAUUUGCCAUCGUGCCAUCGCAAUCCGAGAGCAGCAGAAAGAAGGGAUUCCGCGCGAGCAAUGGACUCAGCUGGACUACGUCAAUUUUGGACGAGCACACAACGACAUGGGCGUCAGUCUCUCGCAACUGAACAGGGUCGAUGAAGCCAGCCAAUGGUUUGAUUCUGCCCAUGAAUUCUACAAACUGGCAGGCAACGAAGAAACCCUCACAUCACGUUUUGGCCACAUAUACUCCUUUCUCCUGUGGCCACUUGCUAUCAAGAAAAGGGCGGAAGAUGCUCGGGAAUUGGCUAAUCGCUCCUUGACCCUUAUAGCAAAAGCUGUUGGAACAGAUUCGCCGCUUCAUCUUCAGACAAAGUUCAUAACGGGGAUGACUCUGUUCGCCACUGGAAACGUAGACGAGGCCCUCCAGUUUCACGAAGACGCUUACGAGAAACGGUUGAACCAGCAAGGUGUGCGUAAUCACCUGACACUGGGAAGUCAGUAUAAUCUGGCGGUGUGUUCUCAACAUGUGGGUAACCUAGAAAGAGCUGAAAUGCUCCUGAAGGAUAUCCUCGCAAAUGGCUGCGCCACGACACAAUGGCGAGACGAGGACAUUGUAAGGACCAAGUUCAGACUGUUCCUCGUGCUUCGGGCGCGUGAAAAGCCGGAUGAGGCAUCCGAAACCUUCAAUGAAGUUGCAAGCUGUCUCGAAGAGAUUCGGCCGGAAGUUGUCGGUCCAGAAUAUACAGAUGAGGAUGACAUGCAGCUGCUGGACGCUGGAGUGUCAAUUUUUCAUGGUCGUACUGCCGGCAUUUGGAGUAAUGAGACUUUUUGGUAGCAAUGUCACGGUUUGUACGUUGACAGCUAGAGACUCUACCUAUUAGGCCUCAGUAGCUCUACUCUAGCCUAGGCUAGUUUUAUCAUCUCAAUCGAUAUUGCUCGCUUGGAAAAC